This is a messenger RNA of Emiliania huxleyi CCMP1516, 1981 nucleotides long. Its product is annotated as putative Lysyl-tRNA synthetase. Bases 41 to 1813 code for a protein of 590 amino acids. Gene Ontology annotation, molecular function: tRNA binding; lysine-tRNA ligase activity; ATP binding. Gene Ontology annotation, cellular component: cytoplasm; cytosol. The record is from RefSeq and is a predicted model, not a curated record. Gene Ontology annotation, biological process: lysyl-tRNA aminoacylation. The transcript is spliced from 19 exons. Lineage: Eukaryota; Haptophyta; Isochrysidales; Noelaerhabdaceae.
CUCCCGCCGAAGCGCCCGCGCCACUCUCUCGCCGCUGCCCAUGCCCGACGAGCCAGAGGCUGCUGCGCCGGCCGGCGAGGCGGGCCUCUCGAAGAACGAGCAGAAGCGGAGGGCCAAGCAGGAGGCCCAGGCCAAGGCUAAGGCCGAGAAGGCGGCGGCCAAGGCAGCCGCCGAUGCGGCAAAACCAAAGCCGGCGGCGGCGGCGGCGGCACAGGAGGAGGAGGAGGAGGAGCAGGACCCGACCAAGUACUUUGAGAACCGGCUCACCUUUGUCAACGGCGUCAAGGAGAAGGGCGCCAACCCGUACCCGCACAAGUUCCAGACGUCGAUGCAGCUGCCCGACUACGUCGCAAAGUACGAGUCGAUCGGCUCAGGAGAGAUGUCGGCGGACGGCGGCGUCGGCCUCGCCGGCCGGAUCGCCACCAAGCGCGCGGGCGGAAAAGGCAGACUCGUCUUCUUCGACGUGGUCGGCGACGGAGCUAAGGUGCAGGUCUUCGCCUCCGCCGACAAGUUCAGCGACUACGCCGGGCUCGAAAAGGACGAGAAGGCGGCCCGCUUCUCCGCGCUGAUGUCGACUCUCAAGCGCGGCGACAUUGUCGGCGUCCGCGGCACUCCGGGCAAGACGAAGCGCGGCGAGCUCUCCCUCUUCCCGACGGAGAUGACGCUGCUGACUCCGUGCUUGCACAUGCUGCCCAAGGUCCCUCCCGGCUCGAGCGGCCUCGCAGACAAGGAGACUCGCUACCGCCAGCGCUACCUCGACCUGAUCAUGAACCCGACGACGCGCAGCACGUUCAUCACCCGCACGCGCGCCAUCAACUUCCUCCGCCGCUUCCUCGACAUGCACGGCUUCCUCGAGGUCGAGACGCCGAUGAUGAAUGCGAUCCCGGGCGGCGCGACGGCGCGCCCCUUCAUCACCAAGCACAACGACCUCAACCUCGACAUGUACAUGCGGAUCGCGCCCGAGCUCUACCUCAAGAUGCUGGUCGUCGGAGGGCUGGACAGGGCGCACGCCACCGCUGUGCACGGGCGCCUCUUCACAGCCGGAGGGGUCGCGAGCAGGCACAACCCCGAGUUCACGACGUGCGAGUUCUACUGGGCGUACGCGGAUUACGAGGACCCGACACCCCCCCCACACACACGCACACACUGCUCACCCACGCGCACUGGUCCCCACGUUGAAUGCCGUGGCGUCUCUUCACACUCGCUGCUGUGCACAGGACCUGAUCAAGUUCACGGAAGAGCUCCUCUCGCAGAUGGUGCCGCACACACUGGGGACGACACGUCCGCGACACGUCCACGACAUGGGCUGUGCGCCGAGCACGGCGUCGAGUGCAAGCCGCCCCUCACCACCUACCGGCUGCUCGACAAGCUCGUCGGCGAGUUCCUCGAGUCGCAGUGCCUGCACCCGACCUUCAUCACGGACCACCCGAAGAUCAUGUCGCCCCUCGCGAAGGACCACCGGUCCAAGCCCGGCCUGACGGAGCGGUUCGAGCUCUUCGCAAACUACCACGAGAUGUGCAACGCGUACACGGAGCUCAACGACCCCGUGGAGCAGCGCGCGCGCUUCGCGGCGCAGGCGACGUGGCGGCGAAAGGCUGCGGGCGACGACGAGGCGAUGUUCGUGGACGACGGCUUCAUCACGGCGCCGGGCCCCGCGCUCGAGUACGGCCUGCCGCCGACGGCGGGGUGGGGCAUGGGCAUCGACCGGCUGUGCAUGCUGCUGACCGACAACGAGUCCAUCAAGGAGGUGUUGCUCUUCCCGGCGAUGCGGCCCGUCGGCAUGGCCGCCGACUUCAACCCCGACUGCCAAUAGCCGCCAUCAAGGACGCCGUCACGUCGCCGCCCCGACAGCACCAGGGGGGAGCCACCAUCGGCAGCUAGCUCACACGAAGCCACCUUUCCUGUGUGGGGGUGGCGUUUCGUGUACCAUACGGCUCUGGAGAGCGCCUGGUUCUUUCAUACGUGGCUCACCCGUAAUGCC